This is a messenger RNA of Pseudoliparis swirei, 637 nucleotides long. RefSeq names its product LSM8 homolog, U6 small nuclear RNA associated (gene lsm8). The coding region runs from base 148 to 438 and encodes 96 amino acids. The transcript is spliced from 4 exons. The record is from RefSeq and is a predicted model, not a curated record. Gene Ontology annotation, biological process: mRNA splicing, via spliceosome. Gene Ontology annotation, molecular function: RNA binding. Gene Ontology annotation, cellular component: U4/U6 x U5 tri-snRNP complex; precatalytic spliceosome; U6 snRNP. Lineage: Eukaryota; Metazoa; Chordata; Actinopteri; Perciformes; Liparidae.
GGUUGCUCUGCGGUGGACUCGUUCGGCCUGUUCCCCGGUGUGUGCUCUCCGUUCCCGGGUCUCGCGUCUCUCUGCGCCGUUUCACCGCGAGCUACCGGGCGGAACCUUCACCGACGCGUCUCCCGGAUCUUCGUCCCGUGAGGAAACAUGUCCACCGCGCUGGAGAGCUACAUCAACCGUACAGUGGCCAUCGUCACUUCAGACGGGAGAAUGAUUGUGGGCACCCUGAAGGGCUUCGAUCAGACCAUCAACCUGAUCCUGGACGAGAGCCACGAGCGCGUGUUCAGCUCCGGCCAGGGGGUGGAGCAGGUGGUGCUGGGGCUGUACAUCGUCAGGGGCGACAACGUGGCCGUGAUCGGAGAGAUCGACGAGGAGACGGACUCCAACCUGGAUUUAGGGAACAUCCGAGCCGAGCCGCUCAACUCUGUGGCCCACUGACCUCUGACCCCCCCCUGCUCGCUGUCGCCACGGCGACAGACGAGCUCUCGACUCUCCCGCGUGUCCCGGAGCCGGUUCCACCGACGCAGGUUUUUCAGAGUUUACCAGAUCAGAAUCUGAUGUUUGAAAGCCCGCCGAUAUGUUUGUUUGUAUUGUUUUAUAAAUAAAGAGCGCUAGAGUUGUUAGAGUAACUUUUUUA